AUGUGCCUAGGCGGCGCCAUUUUUGGCUGCAAGGUGCAAACAGGAUCAAUAGAGGAACAGACAAGGCUGUCUGAAAGACCUCUGGGCAAUGAUGCUAUCAAUCUUGAGGUAACAGAAGAGUGCCCUAGGGAAGGGCUAGUGAACAGCCCACCUGUUGGCCAAACCUCAUUUGUUAUGGUGAGAGGAGAAGAUGACCUAGAGGCUGUCAGAGACGAGCUGAUCAAGGGAUUCCUUGAAAUUGAUACCGGCGGAAGGAAAAUCGGGAUAAAGGAAAUGGAGAAAUUGAAUGAGAAGGCAUUCAAGGCCGCUUGUCUUGCAAAGGUACCUCCUGAAGAAGUUGCUACGGCAUCUUAUGAGUUAUACUCAUCAUGGCAGCAGCAACUUGGCGACCUAAGCUGGUAUCCGUUCAAAACUGUCAUAGUUGAUGGCAAUCACCAGGAGAUUGUGAACGUUGAUGAUGAUAAAUUGCAAGAGCUGAAGAGGGCAUGGGGUUCUGGUGCCCAUGAUGCUGUGGUUAACACACUGGUGGAAAUGAAACAGUACGACCGUCUGAGCGACGGAAGCAUCGCCAAUGAGCUAUGGAACUACAAGGAGGGGAGGAGGGCUACUACGAGGGAGUGUAUCAACUACAUGUCCAAUCAGGUGAAGCAGCUUACCAUGACGAAGCGCAGGAGGAUUCGCAGGUUGAACGGCAAGGCAUGAGCUACCUUACCGCCUUUUUAACUCCCCAAGGAUCUGAGAAGUAGCAUCGCAGGAAAUCGCAAGCCCUUUUGGAUCAUGUACAAAUAUGUCAUGACUUCAGUAUGCUAAUGAUUCUGCUUCAUAGAAGCAGUGCUUCUGAUGUAGUGAUCUCACGGCUCUUUGACUGGUGCAGGAUCAGAGCGUAGGCUGUAGCAAGGAACUUUAUAAGACAACUAGGGAGAUUCCUACUCCGAUGAACUCCCAUGCUUCGUGUUAGAACUCUGAUGAUCUGGCCAAUGUGCCUGUAGCAAGACGCGGCGAGGUCCUCUUCAUGCGGCGGCUUGACCUUGCGGCGGACGAAUGCAGCAACGUCUUCAGGGCCGACCUCACCCGCAGCCAUGCCGCGAAGGUCCAAGGCGCGUUCCCCGCGAGGAAGCUCGCUUCCAGCCGGAGCAGGGCCGCGGUGAUCACCAUAUAGGUGGUUCACUAUUCUGCAGCUGUAGACGUAUGAGUGGAUGAUCACCACAUAGGUGGUUUCACUAUUCUGCAGUUGUAGACGUAUGAGUGGAUUGUGGUUGGCGUCCGACAUCUUGGUUGUUUAUUCCUUGAGUAAUCACCAUA
This is a messenger RNA of Panicum hallii, 1302 nucleotides long. Its product is annotated as factor of DNA methylation 1-like. NCBI's taxonomy places the organism in Eukaryota, Viridiplantae, Streptophyta, Magnoliopsida, Poales, Poaceae. The coding region runs from base 1 to 702 and encodes 233 amino acids. The transcript is spliced from 5 exons. The record is from RefSeq and is a predicted model, not a curated record. Gene Ontology annotation, biological process: gene silencing by siRNA-directed DNA methylation.